GGUUUCAGAGGGUUUUUGGCCAUCCGAGAGGGAUUGGGAGGGGAGAGAGCCCGUCCAAACUGCCUUUUGUAAUUGUUUCCCGGUGGUGAAGUGAGAGACAGACAGACACACACACACACACAGAGAGAGAAAACAAUGAGUUGAACCGAAUUCUGGAUAAGAGACGGUGCGGUGUGGAUUCUGAUCCUUGCAAGUUAUGUUUCUUCCGAGAUCCGUUCUUCCAAUUCUCUGAUCAUCUGCUGUUUUGCCUGAAAGUUCGAAGUUCUUGGUCUCUGGACGAACGUUUUGGUGAAAUUUUUAAAGGACCGGAGUGCCUAAGCUUGUUAGGUAGUUGGCAGACGUUCAUUUGUCUCAACUUCUUUUGGAUGACAAAAGAUAUUUAAGAAAUGCUGGUUUUUUGCAUUUGUUGAAUUUCUUGUUUAUCACUGAGAUAUGGUGUUGAAGAGGUUAAGCUAUGGGUUUAUUGGCUAUCAGGUGCCUCCCGUACCAAAAGCUACAAGAUCAGCCAGGGUAAAUAUCCUUGAUUUUACCUGCCAAGCUAUUAACCAUAGGAGAGGUUCAUUUAGGACGAAAUUCGAUGACAAUCAAAUGUGCCCAAUUGAGUUAUUGAUUACUGCAGCUGGUAUGCUGGAGAGGGACCGUUCUCCUGGUUCUAGGAAGACAUUAACUGGAAAAGAACUGCUGACAAUUGUCAAAGAUCCUGUUAAGAAGGAGCAGCUGGAUGAAGAUGACCCUUCAAAAGCAGCAACUUGUAACCAAGGAAGAUGUGAUAGUGGUUUUUUUGUUUCUAAGCUUGUCUCUCAGAUUUCUGUUCAAAAUCAUAGUUCAGAGGAAUCUUCACAUGCUCGUAAUGAUGAUUGUUCAGGACUUGCAUCUGCAAUAACUUCUGAUUGCUCAGAGAAGGUUAUUUCUGCAGAAAAGUUGGUCGAUGCUAAAAAAAGAAAGAUUCAACUUGGAAGCUUUGGUAAUAGAGUGGAGGUGGCUUCUUCUGGGUAUGUUGAGCACUGUGAUUGUACGUUAGAAGAUGACAGUAAAAAACAAAUAAAAAGGGAGGUUUUAAAGACCAGAAACACAUUAAUUAGUAUUGGGCCUGACAUUUGUAGCUUGGACAAUAUGGAAGUUCAGGACAGGAAAGCUACUGCUCGGGUUAGUGUAGACAGUAGUUUGAAGUUUCCUUUGAGCACUGAUCGCAUUCAUAUUGGUUCUUUCCCCGCCUGUCGGGAUGAUGUAAAGUUAGAUUUUAGAGAUGAUGACGAAAACUCUUCUGGAUACAUCCAACCUAUCACAACCACAAAGGCCUUCUGGUCACCGCCUCGUAGUGGUAACCGAAGAAUAAGGAAAUUAUUGGCAUCCAAAUAUUGGAAGGUAAAUCACAAAUUGAAGGGCAAGGAAUGUUUCAAUGCUGAUUCAGAAACAAAACCCUCCUAUCAUUAUAGAAAGAAUUGUUACAGACGCCAAAGGUCUCAAAGGGAUUAUCCUCUGAAAAAGAGGAAACUUUAUCACCGUAGCUGGGUAACAAAUCCUGAUGGCGGGAGUAGAGACAUACAUAGUUCAUCUGGGAUAGAAUUUAGUUGUGAUGCUUCUGGUUCGGAUACAAGAAUGCAUGGAGCUUCAGGGACAUCAGCUUGUGUUGCAGAUACACCCUCUCAAGCCCGGGGAUCUCAUGUGAAGCUUAGAAUCAAGUCUUUCAAGGUUCCAGAGCUUUUUAUUGAGGUCCCAGAAACUGCCAGCGUUGGUUCACUAAAGAGAAUGGUUAUGGAGGCUGUGACUGCUAUACUAGGGGGUGGGCUACAAGUUGGUGUACUUCUCCAAGGGAAGAAUAUUAGAGAUGAUAACAAAACUCUACUGGAGACUGGAGUAUUUUGUGAUGAGAAGCUUGAUACUCUGGGUUUCUCCCUGGAGCCUAACCCUCCACAAGCUCCCUCAACUUUGUGUGAAAAAGAUCAUCACCUUUUACUUGCUUGCAACGCACCUCAAUCACUAACUAGGUACCCUCCUGCACCUACCGUUGCGCAUGAUGUUGUUCAUCAGAGAACUGCUGAUGUCUUGUCAGAUCCUCCAAUGAUAAAUUUGGGAAACUUCAUCGAAAGUGAUCAUGAUUUGGCACCCUCUCCUCCAGACAUGUCACUAGAUAAAAGCCCAGUGGAUUGCAAAGCAUUGGUUGCUAUUCCCGCAAUGAAAGUUGAGGCACUGGCUGCUGUUCCCAUGAGGAAAUCCAAGCGAUCUGAAGCUAUGCAGCGUAGAAUUCGUCGACCUUUCUCUGUUUCUGAAGUGGAAGCACUGGUUCAAGCUGUUGAGAAGCUUGGAACUGGAAGAUGGCGUGAUGUUAAGCUACGAGCUUUUGAUAAUUCAAAGCAUCGAACUUAUGUGGAUCUGAAGGAUAAGUGGAAAACACUGGUGCACACGGCACGAAUCUCCCCCCAGCAAAGGAGGGGCGAGCCCGUGCCCCAGGAGCUCCUGGACAGGGUCCUAACUGCUCAUGCUUACUGGACGCAGCAUCAGGCCAAGCAGCAGCACAAGCAUCAAUCCGAGACUUGCCUCUAACUCUGACAGCCUCUUCUUCGUCGGCGUUUGCUCAAGCAAAGAGAUGAUGACGAUGAGGUUUGAAGUGUGAGUCUCCAGUUUAUAUAUAUUCUGUUAGUAUGACCAUUAUGAAUAUGUAAAAAGUAAACUAUAUGGAAGGCGAGAAAAAGUAGUCUGAAAGUAAUAUAUAUAUAUAUAGCCGUAUCUAUAUAUAGCUCCAAGCGGCGAUUGCUGUCCUUGCUUGGAGAGUUUGGCGCCUGUAAAUGAAUAAGAGCUUGCUAAUGGAAUUCGUACGGUGCCAAGAUGUUGGCAUUUUCUUGUUCA
This is a messenger RNA of Diospyros lotus (date-plum), 2847 nucleotides long. Its product is annotated as telomere repeat-binding protein 5-like. The record is from RefSeq and is a predicted model, not a curated record. Bases 433 to 2544 code for a protein of 703 amino acids. NCBI's taxonomy places the organism in Eukaryota, Viridiplantae, Streptophyta, Magnoliopsida, Ericales, Ebenaceae. The transcript is spliced from 10 exons.